CCUCAUCACCAUCCAAGGCGACACCGCCGUUCUCUCAUUUAACCGCACUAUACCAUUCUUGGAGGACGACGUUGUUAGUAUGUUCCAAAUCAUGGCCUCUUUGGGCCAUGUAGAUCAGCAUUCACACUGCUUAAUUUCUUCCGUUUCCAGACGACGAAAAUCAGCCAGGCGGAAUGGCUUACGAGUCGAUGGCUCCUCCCUCGCUAGACAUGGGAGAUUUCUUCGAAGGCCGUCAUAUCCGACCCUUACCCAAGCGCAAGCGGAUGCCCCUUGACUUUGCAGAUCUGACGGAAGACUUUUACGAGGAUUUGCGGCAGUCGCUACCAGUGGACGGCUCUUUCAUGGAGUCCUUACCCUCGUUCAUGAACGCCGCAAAUAUCGACCCCACCUCAGCUGAGGCUUAUUUUCCCCUGAUCCACAGCAUCCAGCCAGAGCCGGUGCAGCCCCCGGAGGAUCCGAUUUCGACUGCACGAAUGCAAUCUCCGACGGUUAACGGCAUUGAGGAAGAGGAGGAUAGGGGCGACGGUGAUUAUGUCGAUCACCUGCAGAAUCCAGCCAAUUCAAAGAAGAGGAAGAUUCCCGGUGCUAGACGUCCUGAACACUUUUCGCCUGAAUCGGACGGGGCGAUCGAUCACGGAGGUGGUGCUGCUGCUGCAGAGAAUGCGUCGGGGCAUGGUGGCUCUGUGCAAAGGGAGAUGUCCACGGUUCGAACAGUGCAUGUAUCAAGGACGGCACUUGCUGGAGAACGUGUUCGAGAGAAGCUGAGAGCGAGACGGCGACAGCUAGAAAAUGUCAUCCCUGCGGGGUCUGACAAGCUGGCCGUUGACCUUGCGCUUACGCAGUUGAACGUUCCUUCGGCCCCCACACCUUUAGGUGGCGCCUAUGUGACAAAGGGACGAUCUUUAAAGCGGAAGGCUGGUAUGACGACCCCGACACGAAAACCCCUUGCGGAUAGAACAAUACAUGAGGCGGACAACGGUUUCCUCAGCCAAGAGUUCACUUUCGAGUGUCGCAGCCCGAGUUCGGCUCGUUACAUCACUGUCAACGAGGACAUGCACAUGCUGCAGGCUACGUUCGAAGACGAAAUAAGCCGCCAGGCGGCAAAAGCGGCCGAGGAGGCGUCCAAGCUGGCCGCUAUUGUUGCCAACCAUCAUACUGACGAGUCCAAAAGCAACAACGAUUUGAAAGGUCGCAAGCGCCCGUCUGCAAACCAAGCACCACUGUCAUCUGCAUCACCCGAAGUUACUGGAAUGUCGAAACAUAAGGGGUCGAAGAAAAAGAAGCGGUCUGCAAUUGCCAAUGCCUCCAAUCCACACCAUUUCCGCAACUAUGUACCCUCUCGGCUCCCAUAUACCAGUCAUCCAUCUGGCGCUGCCGUUAAUGCCGCAAGUCUCAAUCUUGCCUUCGGACCAUUACCAGUCGAGUUCCUCACGUCACUGCUACCUCCCCGAUCUGGAAAAUCGACAGACGUUGCUCACGAUACAGCUGCAGGUGUCCCUCCGGCCGAUGAAUGGAUUUGCCCCUUUUGUGAUUAUGACGUAUUUUACGGCGAUGAUGCGAAAUUCCGCAGAGCGAUUAGAAAGCGAAAGCGAAUUCUGCGACGGCGCAGACGUGCAAGAGAACGAGCUGCAGCUGCAGCAGGCACAACGGCAGUUGCCCCUUCAGCGGAUAGUCAGUCGGGUGGUUAUGUCGAGGAUGACGAGGCGAUUAGCAAUGAGGCGGGGCGUUCUGAUGUGGGCCUCCCAGGCGGUGGUGGAGCUGCCCGUGGUAAACGAGAGGGUGCCGGGUGAGCAGAGCAUAUUUGGGUAGUGUAGAACCUGUUUCUUUCUAGUAAGAGAACACAAGUAGCCUGGUGACCCAGCAGUUGUAAA
This is a messenger RNA of Dacryopinax primogenitus, 1871 nucleotides long. RefSeq lists its product as uncharacterized. The record is from RefSeq and is a predicted model, not a curated record. Bases 174 to 1790 code for a protein of 538 amino acids. The transcript has 2 exons. Lineage: Eukaryota; Fungi; Basidiomycota; Dacrymycetes; Dacrymycetales; Dacrymycetaceae.